AUGUCAUCGCGAAGCAAGCCGGAGCGCUCCACACCCGUGUCGCAGGGCGCCGUCCGCAUGGCUCCCUACGAGUACCGUGCGCCCAGCCCGCCCAACAUCCUCGUCCCCAUCCCCCAACAGCAGCAGCAGACUUUGCGUGACGAUAGGCACGAGUCCGCCGCCGAGCUGGUGCCGUCGUUCGAGCACGUCGACCCGACGCAGCUCUCGGGCCGCGACCUUGAAAUCAUCACCCGCGGCAAAAUCCAAACGGCUAGCGACUGCGUUGGCUCCUGGCACUACGCGCUGCGCCGACAAGCUCAGCCCAUCCUUGAUUUUCUCUACCUCGGCCCCACGAGCGUCGUCCGUGAUCACGACUUCCUGGCGCGUGAGGCCAUCACCAUGGUGCUCGCCGCCCGUGACGCUCGCAUGGGGGCUGCCAAGCUCGUCAGUGUCGAAACGGCCGCGUCUGCCCUGGGCAUCGUCGGUCAGUACAUCGACAUUGACGGCACACACGGCAUGAUCCGCGCCUACCCCCAGGCUGUCCGUCUCAUCAACGACCACAUGCUAGCUGUCCACAACACCCAGGCUCUCGGGAGCAACGGCCUACUCACCAACCGUCACGGCAAGGUCCUGGUGGUGUGCGAGUCGGGCAACGAGCGCUCCGCCGCCAUCGUGGCUGCCUACAUCAUGGCCAUGUUUGGCAAGAGCCUCGUCCCCACCAUUCAGUUUACAAACAUGCAGCGCUUCUGCUGCAGCUUCGAGGCGGAUGUCAAGCGCUCCCUGCUAGCCUGGGAGGAUAUCUUGCUGGCCCGCCGCGUCGUCGCCUGGGGGUCAGGGGGGCCAGAAACCCAACAGCAGCAGCAGCAGCAGCGGAAUCACCCGGGAGAAAUUGACAUGGAAUGGGAGACUUCGACGCCAUCUGUAGCCUCGGGCAUGGGCCUUGGCACGAGGACCAAGCGUGGAGUCGACGACAUGCUGGACCCGAUGGGCGACGGCCGAAGCGGGGCGACUGGCGAGCAAGGAAACCCCGUCAACGACCUGGACAGGUUCGUCGACCGAGACGCUUUUGUGCCCUUUAGGGAUGUGGAAUCGAGAUGGGGAUGA
Molecule: messenger RNA, 1083 nt
Organism: Hirsutella rhossiliensis
Lineage: Eukaryota; Fungi; Ascomycota; Sordariomycetes; Hypocreales; Ophiocordycipitaceae
Product: dual specificity phosphatase, catalytic domain-containing protein
Exons: 1
Coding region: 1-1083 (360 amino acids)
Biological process (GO): negative regulation of protein binding; regulation of ERK1 and ERK2 cascade; negative regulation of SCF-dependent proteasomal ubiquitin-dependent catabolic process
Cellular component (GO): cytoplasm; nucleoplasm
Molecular function (GO): protein tyrosine/serine/threonine phosphatase activity; F-box domain binding
Source: RefSeq, a predicted model, not a curated record